Molecule: messenger RNA, 585 nt
Organism: Colletotrichum graminicola M1.001
Lineage: Eukaryota; Fungi; Ascomycota; Sordariomycetes; Glomerellales; Glomerellaceae
Exons: 2
Coding region: 1-585 (194 amino acids)
Source: RefSeq, a predicted model, not a curated record
AUGGCUGCCCCCGCAACAAAGACGAUUGCCGACCUCUCCGGCCAGUGGGUUAUGAACAAGAGCCUCUCUGACUCUUCUGAGCCGGCCCUCGCCCUCCAGGGUAUUGGCUGGAUGACGCGUAAGGCUAUCGGCUUGGCUACCAUCACCCUCACUGUCAAGCAGUACACCGCCCCGCCUUCCCCUCCCAGCCAAGGCACCGAGCCCGUCACCCACAUCGACGUUGACCAAGUCGCGACGGGUGGUCUUAAGGGCACCUCGGAGGAGCGCUGCCUCGACUCCGAAUUCCGCGAGCACUCGGAUUGGCUAUUCGGCAGCGUCCGCGGCCAGAGCAGCUGGAUGAGCUUCGACGAAAUCGAGGACGAGUUUCUCAAAAAGGGCUGGCUCGAAGGUGAAGGCGAGGCUGUGGGCCCCGACGGCAAGAGCCACAUAUACAGUCACGUCGAGAGCAUUGACAACGGCUGGACCGCCACUCAGGUCUGGGGCUUCCAGACCAUCAACGGCGAGAGACGCCACGCCCGCAACAUUCUCGUCCAAAAGGGCGGCAAGAGAGUCGAGAUCCGUCUCGUCUACGACUGGGUCGCCUAG